AGUGUUUCCCAGGAACAAUAAAUCAGUUCUGCGGGACUUUUGCCCUGCUUGAUGGCGUGAGGGCAAAUCGGCAGCCCGGCCAGCAUAUGGCUGUGAUCGGCAUGUCGUCGGUGCAGGGCGUUGCGAGGGCUGUCGGCGGCUGGAGAGCCCACAUGCUCCUCAGCGAGUCGGAUGGGGACGCGUCCCCCGAAGCCCCGGACCGCUUCAAAAAGCUCCGCUCCGGCUCAUCCCUGAACUCGCUGCGGAUGUCCCUGCGGAAACGCCUGCCCCUGAAGCCGGUGCGAUCAAACACGGAUGAGAAGCGCAGCUGGGAGCCGGCGCAGGACAGCCGAAAGCCGAGCGCCGUCCGCCUGCUCACACGCAGCGCCUGUAACUCCUUCGGAAGCGUCUGCCAGAAGCUUCAGAAGAAACGGGUGGGGCGCAGGGAGCGUCUGGUGGUGACACCCAGUAAGUCUCCCAGCGGCCUUCGGAACGGCUCUGUCGUGGGCCCCCCAACUGUGACCCCAAAACGGGUCACCCAGCGCACCCCUAAAUCAGCCACCAAGAAGGUGCCCCGACUCAUCCGCACCGUGGGCCAGCAGGAUGGGGGCUCGAUGUUCUCCAGGAGACAGCUAGUGAGGGUGGUGGCUCGGAGCAGCCCGUACGCUUCUCUUGAGGCCCAAAACCACAGGAGACGCUUCGAGCAGGAUAUGGACUCUCUGUCGAGUGACCUCAGAAACCUUGACGGACUCUCUCCAGCCUUUGACCGGACAGAUGAAGAGGACGGAGCCAUCGGCCUGAGAGGCUUCCGUUAAGACUGGCGGACUGGGGCGACCGCCUGCAGUGGGCUUCAGCUGCCCUGGAGACCUGAGAAGAGUGAGAGUGUGUCCCGUAAGCCGCACCAAACACACCCCAAGUAGGCAUGGGAGGGACACACUCAGAUGUCUGAUUUUUGGGUGCUUGUUCACUGUCUGUACUACAACAUACAUUAGGAAAUAUAAAUGCUGUGAUGAUUAAAAAUGACUAAGCUGGGCGGUAUGUUCAGUUGAGUUAUGUACAGGUGAAAACAGCAUAUCUGUGACUAUUAUUUAUAGUAUUCAUUAUUUACAGUAAUUCUGUGAAGAAAACGUACACCUCUGUGUUACUGGUGGGUGUUUUGCUUUAAGACUGUGUUCCUGGUGCCAGACUCCAGGUGUAAGAUAAAUAUGAUUUGACUUUUUUUUUUCUUUCUCUGCCAUCCUCUCAAAAUGCCUUUUGGGAAGAACCUGACAAGAAAACUAAUGAAAAUGUAUUUGCUACCAUUUAUCAUGCUAGACGGUCAGCUUAGACUUAGGGAUGUAAAGGUUGCCUCUGUAAUGUCUCAUUUUGGAUGUAAAACAUGUGCCUUGUUACGUGACCUGAACCUCUGUCAGCAGAAGUAUACCUUUACAUAGAUUUUUACAUUUUGUGUUUGAAAAAACAAAGCUUCAAUAUGUGACUUGUGUUUGUUUUACAAGCAGGAAAAUUGGGUUUAAUUAAAAAUCUCAUAGAGAACCUACUUCACCCAUUUUCAGCAAUACUUUAGAAACAAUUUCUGACUGGUUACUUGUAUCACACAGUUCUGUUGACCUGAUUGUGCACUAUACUGGAAUAUUAAAUCCUUAUGAAUUUUCAUAAAA
This is a messenger RNA of Paramormyrops kingsleyae, 1637 nucleotides long. RefSeq lists its product as uncharacterized. NCBI's taxonomy places the organism in Eukaryota, Metazoa, Chordata, Actinopteri, Osteoglossiformes, Mormyridae. The record is from RefSeq and is a predicted model, not a curated record.